This is a messenger RNA of Rubroshorea leprosula, 2138 nucleotides long. Lineage: Eukaryota; Viridiplantae; Streptophyta; Magnoliopsida; Malvales; Dipterocarpaceae. The record is from the annotation of a GenBank genome assembly.
AAAAAAAAAAAAAGAGAAGCAGUAGCUGGGAUGAGCAGUUUUCUUUUUCUGGUUCAUUUUGCCUGAAACUCCAACCAAUUCUCGCUCGCACACAAACUGUAAUAUCUUAAUCGUAUGCUAUUGGAGCUCCGGCUCCCUGAACGGAGCCCCAGCUCGCCGUGAAUUUUCCUCAUUCUCGCUUCCGUCAUUAGAUCUUCUCAUUUCUGGUUUCUUUCCGUUUUAGAUCGAGUUGAAAAGAGGAAAUUUUGUCAUGUCGAAACCCUGGGGAGGCAUCGGCGCGUGGGCGGCCGAGGCCGAGCGGGAGGAGGCGGAGGAGAAAGAGGCUGCUGCGGCUGCAGGGAUUGGGUCCAACGCUGAUUCGCAGAGUUUCCCGAGCUUGAAGGAGGCUGUUAAGGAGAAAUCGAAGAAGAAGAAAAUGUCUCUCUCGGAGUUUAACAUGGGUGCGUAUUCUUCGCCGGCUGGUGGAAUUGGUGGUGCUAGAGGGGCGGAAUAUAAUAGAUUGACUCCGGAGGAGAUGAUGAGUCUUCCGACCAGGCCAAAGGAACGUUCUGCUGAGGAAAUGCAGUAUGGUAGGUUAGGAGGCGGGUUUCCGUCGUAUGGGCGAUCGGGUCCGCCUCCAGGUCGUGCUAUGCGUGACCGGGAAGAGAGUGAUGGGUCUUGGGGCACUGGCAGAAGACAAUAUGGUGGUUUUGAUGAGGAGCGCCGGGGUCCGCCCCCUAGAGCGUCGGAAUACGAUCAGCCUUCAAGGGCUGAUGAAGUGGAUAACUGGGCAAUGGGUAAAAAAUCGGCUCCUGCGUUUGAUUCUGGGCGCCAAAAUCGGUAUGGUGGACUUGGGACAGGAGGUGGUGUGUCUAGAGCCGAUGAGGUUGAUAAUUGGUUGGCAGUGAAAAAGCCAAUUGCUGCUAGAUCUUCGUCUUUUGGUUCGGGUUUUCGUGGUUCUGCUCCGGAGCCAGACCGAUGGAGCAGAGGGGGUGGUGGGUUCCGGGAAGAAAGGUCUAGAUUGGCCUUGGAUCCACCGAGUGGUGAAGUGAACGAGCAGGUAGUGAGGACAAACAAACCGAAUCCAUUUGGUGCGGCCAGGCCCAGGGAGGAAGUGUUGGCGGAGAAGGGCUUGGAUUGGAAGCAAGUGGACUCGGAGAUUGAGGCGAAGAAGGCAAAUGAGAGGCCGACUAGCUCACAGUCAAGUAGGCCGUCAAGCGCGCACUCUAGCAGGUCAGAGACACAGCAGCCCGUCAUAGAGAAUGUGGUGAGGACAAGACCAAAGGUGAAUCCUUUUGGAGAUGCUAAGCCUAGGGAGGUGUUGCUGCAAGAACGAGGUCAGGAUUGGCGCAAAAUUGAUCUUGAAUUGGAGCAUCGCAGGGUUGACAGGCCUGAACAAGAUGAGGAAAGGAUAUUGAAAGAGGAAAUAGAUAAUUUAAGGAAGGAACUUGAGAAAGGAUCUGCUGGAGACCAAUCAAGUUUACAUGAUAGACUACUUCAAAAACAAAAGGAUUUGGAAAUGCUGAUACGAGAUUUUGAUGAUAAACUUAAAUUUGGACAGAAAGUUGAAAGGCCUGGUUCUGGAGCUGGCAGGAUUGGAGGCUUUCCUGAUAGACCACCUUCUCAGGCUGGGUCAAGUGAUGGGUCUAGAAUUGUGGAUUACGCUAAUAGGCCUAGAUCACGCGGCACUGGUGAUGCUUGGACAAGGUCUGGUGAUGACAGGAGACCAUUUCAAGGUGGCAGGGAAAGAGGAUUUCUUAACAGGGAUAUGGACAGGUCAAGAUCAAGGGAGAGAUGGUGAACAACAUGGGGCAUUGAAUUUAUUGAGUUCUUCUCCCACAUUUGACUACGAGAACUAAUAAUGUUUUGUCUUCUAACUUUAUAAUCAUUCUCUCAUUCUUGCUCUUGGAUUUGGACUUUUGGAGCAAAGGGUAUUCAGUAUCGGAAUUCAGAACUCUGCAUUAGUCUGUUGUUAAAUCUUCAAACCGUGUAAAAUUUCAAUUUCAUUUUGCUCUUUUAUUAUUGUUGUUAUUAUUUUUUUCCCUUAUGUUUUGAAACAAGGAGCCUGUGUUGUUCUUUGUACUCAUUUUUAUUGUACAAUGUAAAAUUUCAUUUUCACUUUGCUUUUGUCUUAUUUUCCCCCCUUAAGUUGUCAAUUU